This is a messenger RNA of Anopheles moucheti, 6677 nucleotides long. RefSeq lists its product as uncharacterized. NCBI's taxonomy places the organism in Eukaryota, Metazoa, Arthropoda, Insecta, Diptera, Culicidae. Bases 189 to 5759 code for a protein of 1856 amino acids. The record is from RefSeq and is a predicted model, not a curated record. The transcript is spliced from 7 exons.
GUAAUGUCGAGAGCAGCACGCAUAGAGGAAAGCUGGGAUUUGAUGGGAUUAGGGGAAAUACUGUGAUCGAGCUUGGCGGAAAAAUAACCUCACGGUGUUCUCAGAUUAAUCCAAGGAGACUUUAUCUCAAUCCUCCACAAUUUACCAACUCGCGUAACCCUCAUAAGAAAGCCUCUUAAUUAGAGAAGAUGGAGGAAGAAGAUAAAGGAGAAAAUACUUCUGCUGUCCCAGGUGUUGAAAGUGGAACAUCAAACCAGGAAAUUAAAUCAGAAAAUCCCAUCGAUGCGUCGGGCGCCACUGUCCAGGAUGGAGCAGAUGAAGGUGCAUUAGACUCGAAAGAAGAGGCAAUGGUAGAAGAGGCAGAAAGCGAACAACAGGCGACAGAUCAUAAGCCGGUCGCUGACGAAGAAACCAUCGUUGAGGAAUGUUCAUCCGAAUGUGCACCAUUACAACUAAAUCCCGCAGAGGACGAUCCGCCAAUUGCCCAGGUGGAGGAUGAAGAAAUGGUUGUAGAGGAGUACGUUAAUGAAAAUGAGAAACCUGAUCCAUCUGCCGAAUGUGAAAAGCUGGAUGAACACGAUGUGGAGCAUGCUAAAAAUUCGGUGGAACAUUCGGUUACUAAACGUAAUGAUAAAGAAGAUGGAGAUAGUGACAAAUAUGAUAGUGCUGUAGAGGAAAUGGAAACGGAUCAUCCCGAGCACCGGGAGCCUCAUGCUGUCGAAUCCGAACCGGGUCAUACGGAAAACCGGGAAGUUCAGGCUCAAGAUUCCGAAUCGGAUCACCCAGAGCAGCGAGAUCUUAAAACCCAAGAGUCCGAUUAUAAUCAUCCAGAGCACCAAGAUAAUAAAACAGAAUCCGUAUCGGAAAGACAAGAAGCAGUCGAAUUGGCUGCCCCGGAUGAUUCGUCGAAAGAGGUAGAACAGGGUCAGCAGUCCAUAGAGAGACAACUUGACCAUGCAAUCAAUACUUCGUCUCAUUUGCAGGACAUAGAAAUGACAAAUGUAGAUGAAAGUGUACAUGUUAAGUGUGACGCAGAUCACUCGAUCGAUGCUUCUACGGCAGAAGAUCCUUUCGAGCAGCUGCGACACUCGACCAGCGAAGUCAUCAGCCAUAACGAUGGGGAAAAUCAAGAAGAUAGAGAGGGCGAAGAACACGAAGAUGAUAGUGCAGUUGAUAAACUACAUGAUGAACGGCAUGAGAAUGAUGCCACCAAGCAUCAGGAUGAAACUAACAAGGAUGACGAGCCAUUGACUGAGUCGGAGCAGAAUAAUGAGGAACAAAAUGCUGUUGACGAAGCAGCAAAGGAAACGAAUAGCAGCAGCACUUCAGAACCAACAGCGGAAGAUGAGUCCAACGCUGUGGUAGACGAAGAAAGAGGAGGAGAGAAUGAAAACAUUUGUUUGUUGCCGGAUGAUGAGAGAGCGAUAUCCGAUGCAGACAAGCAAAGUGCCGUGGAACAAGAAGCGACUGUAACCGAACAAUCCAUGGCAAUCGCAAAUGACGAAGUGGAGAGCAGAGUGGAAGAAGAAACGUCCAGGGGAAGUCAUGAAGAGGAAGAAGAAGAAGGUCGAGCAAGCUUUGUAUCGCCAUUAGAAGAAGAAGGUGCUACUGAAGAAAAUGAUCCUCAAUCGGCGACAACCGAAAUGGUGGAAGAUAUGGAGGUGGAUUUGCCAGGCGUGCAAACGGAAGAUUCUCCUAACAGGGAAAAUCAAAUCCGAGAGUUAGCUAUACUGGCCGAAACGGAAACAUGUUUCCAGUGUAAAAAGGAAUUGUGGCCUUGCCUGUACACACUUUCUGGUGAGGCGACCAAUGAAGAAUCCACCCAGCAGUACAUUUGUUCGUUCGAUUGUGUUCAGCGCCUUCGCACCGAUCAUCCUGGUAAGUUUGAAUUGAUACAGCGUCGAGUGACAAUUAUGCCGAUCCUCGAACAUCAGGAAACUUGCGUGCGUUGUGGCGAGCCGCAAUUGUGCCGGUACCGAUAUAAGCUGGACGAUGGCACUUAUACGUACCUUUGCGAUUCGAAAUGUGUCGAGCAUUUAACAGCGAUUAACAAAGAAAAAUACAGUCUGGCGAAGAAAAGAUACAUCAUCGAGGAACGGGCCGCUCCGCACGUAGAGGACAAACGAUGCGUUCAGUGCAGCGACACGAAACCGUGUCAGUUUGAGUUCAAACAGGAUGAGGAGCAGUUUCAUGUCUGCAAUGACUGUGUUGAUCUACUGAUGACGGAACAUCCCGACUUAUUCCGAUUGCAUCGGCGUCGCUCGGUACGUGUUCGUAAUCUUGGCAAGGAAAGCGCAACUGGUGGCGGUGUAGGCGGCACGAGUAGUUCGAGGGGGGAAGUGGUGAAAUUCACCGCCCGCACCGAAGAGGAAGCUGAUGCAGCACGAAUCGAGCGGGAAGCUUCAUUUCUCCGUUCCUGCAACGAAUGUCAGAAAACGCUACAGAUCCUCUCGGCCAGAUGGUUACAGUGGGAAACGAUGGAGUUUUGCGACGAGAAGUGUCUCGGUGCGUAUCAGGCUUCGAACGGUUCGCACUGCGUCCAAUGUCGGAAAGUCGUUUCAGUGAACAGCAUGGGCAAGUUUUGCGUUCGCUUUGGAUUCAGUAUUUGCCAGUUCUGUAGCGCAGCAUGUCUAGAAAGCUAUAAGAAAGCGCUCAAAACAUGCUCCUACUGUCAGCAAAGCAUUAGUAAACAAAACGAUCAGCUUGAGUUUCGAGUGGGUCGAAUCGGUGAAAUGGGUGUGUUGAAAGAUUUCUGCAGUGCUCUGUGUCACAGGAUGUACCAGGCGUGCCUGAAUCCGUCGCUGAAACACAAAUCCCACGUCUGCGGUGUGUGCAAUCAUGAUAAAAUGACACAGCUGAUUGUGCACCUUGAAGGGAGGGAGCAUUAUUUCUGCAGCACACCAUGCUUUUCCGCGUUCAAGUUCGUAAACAACGUCAAUCCAGAUGAGUGCGCCAUGUGCAAGGAUUAUUUUGAACGAAAAUCUAGCGCAUCGUACACGAUCUACCAACAGGGACAAUCUGCCCAUCUUGAUCCGUUGGCGUUCUGCACGAAGAUGUGUUUAAACCUGUACAUUUCAACCAGUCGAGAGAUUGUGCCGUGCAAUUGGUGCAAGGUUAAAAAGUAUACUUUCGAUAUGAUUCUACGUCCCUCCACGAUGGAAAGACACUGCUCGCUGCACUGCUUGACACUUUCCGAGGUAUCUUCGAGCGUGAAAUUAACGCCGUGUGAUCAUUGUCUGCUUGUCCGAACUGCACAGUACGAGCUAAAUAUGUCCGACUCGAGUUUGCGCAUAUUCUGUACCUAUCAAUGUCUAAUGAAAUUCCAGAGCCAGUUCAGUAAAACGAAACCGAUCGGACCCGCAGUGGGUCCCGUUCCGAUGGGUAUUCCGAAGCGUAUUCCCCGAGCUACUACAACGGCAACGAUCACUCAUCAGGGGGUUACAGCGCAGCCAACACCACCAAAGGUGGCACAAACUACUGGCGUUAGAACUGCUGCUACUGAUACGGGGGCAACGCGGCCACGGGGGCGACCUGCGAAGUCGAUAGCGAUACCGAAUGCUGCCUCUGCCACUAACAACAACAGUAGCAAAAACGGUCAAGGAUCAAAUCUUCCCGUUAUAACGUCAGUCCAUUCGCUAGCCGGUGCAAUCAAUAAUCGCGCAACACGGCCCAAACCAGGCCAGAUAAAUUUGAAUCAGAAAAAUUGGCCCGAAUUGCGUGUGGCUCUGGAGCCACUCACGAAUAUUCCUGCAUCUGGAAGAGUACCGCUUAGCAGUAUACUACCAAACGCCAAUACGCGGACGGAUUUAUCAUCAGGUGGGACGACGACUGCUUCUAGUGGUACGAAAAACGCAUCCGUUUCGGCAUCGACAUCAACAUUUGCGCCGUCUCCGGAUCCAGAUUCAACACCAGCACCGGACGAUGAUUAUCCUGCUUCACCUGCGCCAUCCGCACCUUCGCCGGUGACAAGGACCAGAGUCGAAACGCACACUCAGAUUGUGACAAUUCCUCCCACACCAACGCAGGUGGCAAAUGCAGCGACCAUGUGCAAACCGCUUCAACUGACGAAGAGCAUCUCCUGCCGGCCAAUUCAGUGCAACGUCGCAUGCCAAACGGAGGAAAGGUUACAGCGCAAGAUCGUCAUUCCAAUACCGGUACCGAUCUACAUGCCUGUGCCGAUGUUUAUGUACUCGAUGCCAACUCCAGUGCCGGUCCCGAUUCCGCUGCCGAUCCCAGUGCCCAUCUUUGUACCGACUACUCGCAAUUCCGCCGGUGGUAUCAUGAAGGAGAUAAAGAAAAUUCAAGAUAAAAUGCCCACCGAUCCUUACGAGGCAGAGCUUUUGAUGAUGGCGGAGAUGGUGGCGGGUGACAAGAAAAAGGACGAAAGUGACUCCGACUCUGACGAUGGGGCUGGUGUGGGCGACGAUCAUUACGGCACAACGGAGGCGGUAGUGACCAGCGAUGGAAUGGAACAUAAUACAUCGUUCAGUGAGGAUCUGGUGCAGAUGGCAUUGAAGAUGGCUUCGAACGAUUUUUCCGAAACCCAGGUUGACUUGGAAUCGGCCAUGCAAGCCAAUACGAUCACGCAACAGCAGCAACAGCACCACGGCUACGGUGAUCUGCAGCAGCAUCAUCAUCAGCAGCAACAGCUCCUUUUGAUAGAACAGCAACGGCAAGUUGCAUCGCCAAUUGUUCAGCGUGGUCGCAAGCGAGGUUCGACUAUGGGUACGCGCUCCAGUACGACGGCAAACAAUAACGCGCAACAACAACAGCACAGCUUAACUCCAUCAUCCAAGCGCAUCAAGCGCGAGCAGCUGGGUGAACCGUCGCCGGAACCGGUGAAUCGAAUAGUGGAACCAGUUGAGAAACCGGACGCUAACAUGUGCCUCAAGUACACGUUCGGAGUGAACGCCUGGAAGCAAUGGGUGGUAACGAAAAAUGCCGAUCUAGAGAAAAGCUCGAUCCGUCGGAAACCGUUCAAAUCCGACAUCCUGCAGCUGACAGCCGACGAGCUUAACUAUUCACUAUGCUUGUUUGUGAACGAAGUGCGGAAACCUAACGGCACCGAGUACGCACCGGACACGAUCUACUAUCUCGUGCUAGGAAUACAGCAAUAUUUGUUCCAAAAUGGAAGAGUGGAAAACAUUUUCACCGAUGCGUACUAUGAACGAUUCACCGAUUGUUUGGAUGAGGUUGCCAAAAAGUUUUCCAUGCUCUACAACGAUUCCCAAUUUAUCGUAACACGAGUGGAAGAAGAGCAUCUCUGGGAAUGCAAACAACUUGGGGCCCAUUCACCUCACGUGCUGCUCAGUACGCUAAUGUUUUUCAACACGAAGCAUUUUAAUCUGGUUUCUGUUGAAGAACACAUGGAACUUAGCUUUUCGCAUAUCAUGAAGCAUUGGAAACGGACACCUCAGCAAGGCGCUAAAUCGACAGCCACAAGGAACGUUUUGCUUCGAUUUUAUCCACCGCAGUCAUCACUUGCUAAUAAUACGAGAAAGAAAAAAGUUUAUGAACAGCAAGAAAAUGAAGAAGAUCCCCUAAGAUGUCCUGUGAAGCUCUAUGAGUUCUAUCUGUCGAAAUGCCCCGAGAGUGUAAAAACACGCAAUGAUGUGUUUUAUCUGCAGCCAGAACGUUCCUGCGUUCCGGAUUCUCCCGUGUGGUAUUCCACGCAGCCACUGAGCAAAGAAGCGCUCACGAAAAUGUUGCAUCGCGUAAAGAUGGUAAAGGAGAUCAACAUUGCAUUACUUACAAGCUAAUGAAUGGAAUGAUGCACGGUGUAGCAGUAGCAGCAGCUGCAGCAAGAUCUUUUACUACGCGUACGCUGAUUGGUGGUGUCGGUUCCAGUGGUCGUUGUGUGAAAUCUUGGAAUAUGUGGCAUUCAGUCCUGGCCAAAAGUUUGUAAUUGCAACGGUUCAUUAGUUCCACCAUCUGAAGCACACAGUUUUCGCUAUAGAUUUAUAUAAAUUGUGCAGUAAAAAGAGUGGCUGUAACUGUUUCAUACACGAAGCAAGCAAUUACGCUGAUUACAUUUUACUACUAAAGUAAUGUAUCACUAUGGCAAGAAUAACUGGGCGAUUAUUAUUCUGGGCGUUCAUAAAUAGGUCAAGAGUAAAAUUAAAAUUUAAGCAGCGGAACGUUGGUUAACGAUCCUGCAUCUCUUGAAACGCAGGAGCUUACAAGCAGAAGAGGAGAAGUGCACUAGAAUCUGUGCGAAGCACGUAAGUCAGUAAAAAAACAAGCCGUGUUUCGGACAAUGGUAAAUACACUGAUAUAUAGUGAUCAGCGUGUUCUUCUCUAGAUUGAGCUGGAAGUCAUGUUAAUGUUUAGUGGUGUGCUGCAAGAUCAUAUUGUUUUCUUUCUUGGAUUAUCGGAACUAUCGUGCUUUUUUGGAGAUCCAUUUGUUUCACAUUUCUCUUAAGUUUUGUUCAUAAAAUGCAGUGUACAAAGCAAGGAAGCAAACUUAUAAGAUAGCCAUACUUGUCAACGGUGUGUCUGUACAUAGAUGUACACAAACGAAACAUAAAGCAGAAGUCUCCUCAAAAUACAUGGAUGUAGAUCUUGAUAGUAGAGUUUUUUCUUGAAGCUAUAGAAAACAUUAGAUUCCAUGCAAUUACGUAGGCAUUCGUACAUCCAAUGCUAAAUAAUAAAGUAAGAACAUAUUUCGUAACUAAUCA